Molecule: messenger RNA, 699 nt
Organism: Pochonia chlamydosporia 170
Lineage: Eukaryota; Fungi; Ascomycota; Sordariomycetes; Hypocreales; Clavicipitaceae
Product: import inner membrane translocase subunit tim-21
Exons: 4
Coding region: 1-699 (232 amino acids)
Biological process (GO): protein import into mitochondrial matrix
Cellular component (GO): TIM23 mitochondrial import inner membrane translocase complex
Source: RefSeq, a predicted model, not a curated record
AUGAAGCCAGCCACAACGACUCUCCUGGCCAUCCGGCCCACGACGAGCCUCAUCGCGCCGAUUUCAUUACGAUGCGCAUUUCGGAAUCGAUCAUACGCAACUCAGGGAGGUCAAGGUGCGAGUGAAGCCCUGGGUUCCAAAAGACGAAGCGUUACGCCGUUCAACGACGACGGUUACGUACCGUGGAGCGAGCUAUCCGCAGGAGAAAAGACUGCGCGUGCCACACAACAAACUUUCAACUUUGGCUUCGUACUGGUUGGCCUGGCGCUUACGGGCGCGGUGGGCUAUUUUCUGUGGACAGAUGUGUUUGCGCCAGACAGCAAAAUCAGUCAAUUCAACAGAGCCGUCGACAAAAUCAAGAAAGACCCCCGAUGCGUUGAAGUGUUAGGAGAUGCAAAGAAGAUCAUUGCUCAUGGUGAAGAGACUGCCAACAAGUGGAGGAGAGCAAGACCCGUCGCAUCAUCGGAGCGUGUUGACCAACAGGGGAAUGAGCACCUCUUGAUGCACUUUCAUGUCGAUGGCCCGAAUCAAAACGGCGUGGCACAGCUUCACAUGGUCAGGCGACGCGGCGAGUCAGACUUCGAAUACAAGUAUUUGUUCCUUGACGUCAAGGGUCACGAACGAAUUUAUCUCGAGAACGCGGACUCGGCGUCGAGCUCAGGAAAGAAGCACCUGAGCUUUUUUGGGGUGAAGUGGUGA